Messenger RNA from Capsaspora owczarzaki ATCC 30864, 718 nucleotides. Its product is annotated as zinc-binding dehydrogenase. The record is from RefSeq and is a predicted model, not a curated record. Lineage: Eukaryota; Filasterea; Ministeriida; Capsasporidae. The transcript is spliced from 2 exons. Gene Ontology annotation, molecular function: oxidoreductase activity. The coding region runs from base 1 to 645 and encodes 214 amino acids.
AUGAUUCCGGGAUGCGACUUUGCCGGCAUUGUCGUCGGGAUUGGGCAAGCAUGCAGUGGUCGCUUCAAGGAGGGCGAUUUCGUAUUUGGCGCGACGCGCUUUGUUGGCGGUGCAAUGGCCGAAUAUGUUGUGUGUCUCGAAGAAUGGGUUGCCCCGUUGCCCAACGGCGUGCCAUUCCACAUUGCCGCCGCAUUGCCGACGGCCAUGCUGGCAGCGUAUCAAGGGCUAGCUCAAGCUAAUGUCAAGGCCGGCGAGAGAGUGCUAGUCUUGGGCGGCAGCGGUGGAAUUGUGUCGGGUCCAGCGUACUAUUUCAUCAAUGUGCAAAUAUCCGACGAGGAUUUGCUGGCGUGCUGCCAGCUGGUGCAGCAGGGCGUGGUCGUGCCUCAUCUCGGUCGCGUGCUGCAGUUCACCCAGUCCGAUGUUCAGCAGGCAAUUUCGACACUUGCGAGUGGUCGCGCCCGCGGCAAGCUGGUCGUGCAAAUUGCCCCGGAGACAACCACUGGCGUCGAUGCCUUGUCCGAGUAUGCUAGACUCGUGUCCACCGUCACCAGCUGCACCGAUCCCGCCGGAUGCGCGUGCGAGCAACCUUCCGAAUCGCUGGUCGCCGCCCAACCGCCCGUUCUCCCAGCCGACGACCAGCCAUAACGUUAUGGCUUGUGUUGUCUUUGGCUCAAAUAGCAUCAUCCUACAAUAGAAGUUCAACUAAACUAAACUCGAC